This is a messenger RNA of Mercenaria mercenaria, 2800 nucleotides long. RefSeq lists its product as uncharacterized. Lineage: Eukaryota; Metazoa; Mollusca; Bivalvia; Venerida; Veneridae. The transcript is spliced from 2 exons. The record is from RefSeq and is a predicted model, not a curated record. Gene Ontology annotation, molecular function: G protein-coupled receptor activity. The coding region runs from base 1474 to 2697 and encodes 407 amino acids. Gene Ontology annotation, cellular component: plasma membrane. Gene Ontology annotation, biological process: G protein-coupled receptor signaling pathway.
CAACGGAAAAAAAAAAUAUUUUGUCGGAAAUAAAGAAGAACCCAGAAUUUUCACACAGAUGCUCCGGAAAGACACAUCUGUUAAACAAAUGAUUAAGAUUUUUUGUAGAUUGUUAAUAAACAAAGACAUCUGUGUGUAACUUUGGAUUUUGACAAAUCUUUCAGACUGAAAUAGGGAUUUUCUAAACAAAUAACGGUCGUUUUAAGACCAGAAAUUGUAAAUAUGCGCCAUUUUCGUUCCUUUACAAAACUAUCAAGUUGAUAUGAAAGAUUUGGCCUCCUAUCAGUAGAAAUCAAAGAAGAAAUGUUUUCAUCGGGGUUAUUUGUCAGUCGGGCGUCGGGAUACAUCUUUAUUCUCUUCCACUUUAUUAAACUCAUCAACCAUUUCAUUUUUCACAUUCUUCUUUUCUCGGCUUUUUACCAAGUCUUUUUGUUUGGUAACAGGAACAACUCUAAGCUCGGCUCGAUUGGCUGAUUCCUGUCAAAGUCCUUUAAAGUAUGAAGAAAAAUAGGAUGGAGUGCCAUUCAAUUAAAGUCUUCAACUGAAGUUAUCCUUAACUGUUGUCACUUUAAAAAAAAAAGGUCCAAAAAUGUUUCCUAAGUUUUUGUGCAAAAAUAAAGUUUUGACAGUGGCGGUUUACAUUCAACUGAUCUUCUUAUCAUUUCAAUCAGUAAAAUUUUACCCUUGAUUUAUGAUUCAAAUAUAAUGAAAUAUUACGGUUCAAACUUGUCCGCGUACUUACUUGCAAAAGUUUUCCGCAAUGCACCUAUUUUCGAAUAAUUGUAAUAGUGACUUAGAAAGACUCCCCGUACAUGGACUCAGUGUUUUUACAUUUUCUGGUCUUUUGUGAUCAUAGAGUCCAUAAAAUGCUACUGCAAAAUAGAAACCCGCUUACGCCCACGGGUGACGCACAUUUCAUUAACUCAGCCAAACCGAGUUUACUAUGUAUUUGCAUGGUGCUUUCGAUGUUCCAAAUAAAUUUAUUUCACAUUUAUAUCGCACAAUUUAAAAUAAAGACACAGGUGUUUACAAAAUAGCCGUCGGAUAUGUAAACUAUAUAGAGAGUUUAUUCAAAUUUGUUCGCAUUUUAAAUAGGCAAGCCUGCCUUACGCGGGUAGCAAUUACCUUUAAUGUGACUUAAUAAUGUCCCCUCCCAUCGAUCGUUGAUGUUUAUGCUUUGAUUACUCAAUCAUUAGAAAUAGUCCAGGGUAGGAUCUUGUAAGUCUGGUAAAACGGGGAUAUCGCUCAUUUCGGGGAUAAUUUUUUCGAAUGGAUGGCAAAGUAAUUUUUAGAGAAGCCGAAGGAAUGGAUAUUUGUUUCAGAUUUUUUAGCGUCUGGCAGUCUUUAAGACAACUUCCGCAGAAAAAGUUGGUUUCCCGAACUUCCGACAAGCGCCAUGGGCAACUCCGUCCACAUCCGUUAAUGUGAAAUUAGUACUACCUUAUCCCGUCAGUAUGGUUGAAGUUAAUAGGCAUGGCAAUGACAAACAACACUGAAUUCCCAUACCAUACAUUAGAUGAAAUCGCCGGAAUCCCUACGACAGUCACUGAUGACACGAAAAAGGUUGCAAGUGGCUUCAUCAAUCUACUGGUUCCUCCGAUUCUUAUCACUAUCGGUGUCACGUGCAAUAUGAUGACCAUUUUAACCAUGCGCACAAAGUACUUCCGGAAUGUAUCAACAUCCGUUUAUCUGAAAGCAGGAGCAUUUAAUGAUGUGUUAGCACUUUUAAUUUCACUGUCUGCACAUUGGUUGUACGUAAAUUUUCCGGAAGUAUAUGUCAGGACUGACUCCUCAGAUCUUAUGUGCAAAUUUUUCAACUUUUACGGAAGUGGAAAUAACGACCUUGGAAUUUUAAUUAUAGCUAUAAUGACAGCAGAAAGGGCGUUUGUGAUUGGUUCGCCAUUCGGGGCAGUAAGAGUUUGUUCUGUAAAACGAGCAUGGAAAAUUAUGAUUGGAACGAUAGUAUUUGUCAUUCUGAAAGAAUGCCAUUUUCUUAUUUCAUCAGACAUUGUUCCCGCAGAAAGAACUGACCGACUGUGUGACGUGUUUCCGGAAAGAAGGUCAGAUGAAUAUCAAGUUUUCUAUGAUGACAUUUGGCCUUGGAUAAAUCUAGGAUACGUUUUAAUUUGUGGUAUAGCUAUUAUGGUCAGUAAUUGCAUUAUUUUAUUCUAUGUGCGUCGGUCAGCAGGCGACAAAUUCAAAGGAGGUCAAACGUGGCGCCAUUUGGUGCCAAUGUUAAUCGGAGAGUCAGUUUUGGUGAUAGUUCUGACAUUUCCAUUUUCUCUUCAUUUGGCUUUACUUGCAAUCCGACUGAAAUAUGAUUCGACUAUUUACACUGACGCUGAGAAAGCUGCAGCCGAAAAUCUCGUAUUUAACAUGACAUUUUAUAUGCUAUAUUCAAAUAAAUGUGCCAACUUUUUCAUGUACUGUGUAACCGGAAGUAGAUUCAGGGAAGGUUUGAGCGUUGCGCUUAUUGAUUUUUUCUGUAACAAGAAACUAAAAGAGAAAGUGAAAUCAAGAUCUUCCCUUGUGGUUUCAACAAUAACACCAAAAGUGUUUUCUAACAAGGAAACAGAGUCAAGGAGACGAUGUAACUGUUCAAAAAGCUCGUGCUGCGAAUCAGACGAUUCUGACGCGCCGUAUGAUAUCAUUGAGUUAGCAGAAAAGACUCAGAAAAGUUAUUCUGUCUAUAUAUAACAUCUGGAUUUCUGAGAAAAGUAAAUAAACCAUUUCGGUUUGUAUGUAUUCCAGUUGCACCCUAGAAAAUGCUUACAUGUCAUUUGAGAAAAGUGGUCAGUGU